Paramisgurnus dabryanus is the source of this 1387-nucleotide messenger RNA. It is a transcript of the gene dus4l, whose product is annotated as dihydrouridine synthase 4-like (S. cerevisiae). The record is from RefSeq and is a predicted model, not a curated record. Lineage: Eukaryota; Metazoa; Chordata; Actinopteri; Cypriniformes; Cobitidae. Gene Ontology annotation, biological process: tRNA processing. Gene Ontology annotation, molecular function: tRNA dihydrouridine synthase activity; flavin adenine dinucleotide binding.
UGCGAAACUUGAACGCGUGUGAAUGUUGUGACUGCGCUGUCCAAACGCGUGUUUUAGUGUAUUUUAACUAAGUUACAUUUAAUAUUGUAAAAGAAACGUAUGUUUAGUGUUUGUAAUGAACUUUAAAAAUGGAAAGCUACAAUAGGGAGAUUUCUGCUGAGCUUUGGAUCGUUCGCGCUUUUCCAAGAUCAUGUCUAGCAUCAUGUCAUGAAUGUAUGAUUUGGAAUUGUUGACAGAUUUAAUAUAAUAUAAUAUAAUCAUGCAUAGUGAAAAUGUCAUGGACUUGUUUAAUCGAGGAACGACAGUCAAAGUUUGUGCUCCUAUGGUCCGCUACUCAAAGUUGGCUUUUAGAUCUUUGGUGAGGAAAUAUGACUGUGAUAUAUGUUUCACCCCCAUGAUCAUUGCGGAAGACUUCAUGCGCUCUGUGAAAGCCAGGGACAGUGAAUUUACCACCAACAAGAAUGAUCGACCCUUAAUUGUUCAGUUUGCAGCCAAGAAUGCACAAACACUGGCAGACGCGGCAUGCGUGGUGUCGCCUUUCUCAGACGGAGUAGAUCUCAACUGUGGCUGCCCACAAAGGUGGGCUGUAUCUGAAGGUUACGGAGCGUGUCUGAUCAACAAACCUGAGCUUGUCAGAGAUAUGGUGCGACAUGUACGAAACCAAAUAGACAAUCCCAACUAUUCAGUGUCGAUUAAAAUAAGAAUACAUCAAGAUCUCAGGAAGACAGUGGAUCUCUGUCAGAAGGUGGAGGCAGCAGGUGUAUCGUGGAUUACGGUCCACGGUCGUACAGCUGACGAGAGACACCAACCCGUUCACUAUGAUGCCAUAAAGACCAUCAAGAGCAGUCUGUCCAUUCCAGUCAUUGCCAACGGUGACAUCAAGAACAUGCAGGACGUGGAGUCCAUCCGUGACCUCACAGGCGUGGAUGGUGUGAUGGCCGCUCGUGGAUUGCUGGGCAAUCCUGCCAUGUUUGCAGGGUUUGAUGAGACUCCGCUUCAGUGUGUUUGGGACUGGAUAAAUAUUGCGUUGGAGCACGGGACCCCGUUCAUCUGUUUCCAUCAUCACCUGAUUUACAUGUUGGAGCGCAUCGCCUCUCAGCCUGAGAGAAGAGUGUUCAAUAAUUUAUCAAGUACUUCUGCUGUCAUUGACUACCUCCACAAUACCUAUGGCUCCUUAUGAUGUUUUUAAUGAAUGUAUAGAUUUUAACCUGAAAUAAAGUCACAGAUCUUUUAAUGCUUUUCUUUAAGGGUGCUGGUAUUUAUUUCCACAUUGUAGAAUAAUCAUAAACUCUUCCAAACUGUGGAAUAACACAAACCUAAUUAUAGUAAUGAUGUUGUGACUAAAACAAAAAAGCAAUACUCUUUAUUUAAUGGUAUAUGAUUUUCA